GGCUAGCGUUACUCUGCAUACUUCAGGUCAGGCCACCGCACAGACACGUCUAGACGACGGAACCCACGCCUCCCUUCUUCUCAUGCCAUAGCGGCAUCCACAAACCUCCUUGUUCGUUAGACCACACCCGAAAAUGGCAAUGAGCCUCGCCGUUGUGUUCGAGGUAUGUAGGUCUCGCAGAUCUCUCUCUUGUCCCCUUCUCCCUCGUUCGCCUAAUCUCCCAUUGGACUGCUACUUGAGGGGUCUGUACUAUCCGCCAUCGACGUUAGGCGGGUGGUUCAUACUCUUUUUUCUACACUUCUAAUUGUCCGCAUCGCUACUCUUUCGUUUGGAAGCGCGUUGCAGUCACUCGUUUGUACAGUCCUUCGUUUUUCAGACCGCAGCAAUCCCCACUCUUUGGAUGCUGCUGGUCGCCACUCUCGUUUAAUCCAACAUGUACCGAUACGGUAUCUUGGGCCUUGCAGCGGCCGCAUCAGCUGCUCUUCAACCUCGCCAGACCGUCACUGCCGGCACCGCGGUCUCGUCGACGAACGCUACAGAAGCAACACUAGUGGCAAACAGCACAGCGACGACUUUCGCACCGGAGACGCACUACACUACAUUCGUUACAACUUGCACGGUCAAUGGCACUUCUACAGUGGAAACAGUCUCCGCUCCUAUUACUUCUUCAAACAACACUAUUAAUGCGGCAGUUACAACACUACCAAUAGAGACAUCUUAUACUACAUUUGUGACGACUUGCACAGUAAAUGGCAGUGCGACGGUAGAGACAGUGUCGGCCCCCGUCACAACCUCCACAUCCACCUCGCUCAAUAGCACGAACAGCGCCGCGAAUGCUGCUGCACUCACUACUUCAGCGAUCUCGGAAACCCAGUACACAACUUUCGUAACCACCUGCACUUUCAACGGAACUAGCACAGUUGAGACAGUAUCUGCUCCGGUUACGGCCAAUACUACAACUUCCGCUAGUGCAACACCGUCUCUGUCAGUCAAUGGCACAAACGCGACGCCUGCGAACGCCACGUCUGUCAGCGCAGACCCGACCACAAUUGGCCCGAUUACGAGUGCACCGAUAGAGACCUCGUACACGACUUUCGUUACGACGUGCACUACCAAUGGCAGCACGACUGUUGAGACAGUUUCUGCUCCUAUCACAACCUCGGCCAGCGCAACGCCUGUGCUAUCUGUCAAUGGCACCAAUGCCACGCCUCUGACCAACUCUUCGGUCAAUGCCAACGCUACUACAAGUGCCCCAAUCACGACUGCACCGAUAGAAACCUCGUACACGACUUUCGUUACGACGUGCACUACCAAUGGCAGCACGACGGUGGAGACAGUCUCUGCUCCCAUCACGACCACAGCCAGCGCAACGCCUUCGCUAUCUGUGAACGGCACAAAUGCCACGCCGUUGACGAAUUCUUCGGUCAGUGCGGAUCCUGCGAACAGCGCGAACGCUACCACGAGCGCACCGAUUACCACUCCGGCCAGCGAGACCUCCUACACGACUUUCGUUACUACCUGCACCACAAAUGGUAGCGCCAUCGUGGAGACCGUCUCGGCUCCAGUUACCGCAAAUGCAACGACCACGGCAAGCGCCAUACCUGCAAUUUCGGCUAACGCCACCGCGAUACAAGGUACCGGUGUUGUUGCUGCUGCGAACAGCACAUCCACUACGGCCAGCGCGGACCCCACGAACAGCGCCAACCUUACCACUGCAGCUUUCAGCGAGACUUCCUACACGACUUUCGUCACGACGUGCACGACGAAUGGUUCUACGACCGUGGAGACCGUGUCUGCCCCAAUUACGACGACCACCUCUGCGAGCGGUGUGCCAUCUGUGUCUGCCAACGCUACCGCUGACGGCCUGGUCGGCACGGCCUCUUCGACUGUCUCUGCCAGCGCGAACAGCACCGGCGUUUUUGCCACUGCUUCCGCCUCCUCCACGCCAUCCAGCAGCGUCAAUGCUACUUCGGCUGAUCCCGCAUCAACUACGUCUGCGACCGUCAGCAAUGGAACGACCACGGCUUCGCUCGACCCGACGGCACCGGUCAAUGGCAAUGUUUCUUCAAUUGUCUCAAGCAUCACUUCCGGCGUUUCUAGCACUCCAUCCGUCAGCGCUAACCUUACAUCCGCUGACCCUGCGUCAACCACGUCCACGACUGCCACGAACGGAACAACGACUGACUUGCUCAGCACGGCUACCUCCACUGCGCCGAUCAAUGGCAACGUGAGCACUGUUGCUACGAUUGGAACUGAUUCAGGCGUCUCCAGCACACUUGCAGCCAACUUGACCACGUCUACGGCCAACCCUGCCUCGAGCACGCCAAGUGUCAGCGCGAAUGGCACAACUUCUGGCCCGCUUGAGUCGGCAACCCCUACUCCAUCAGUCAAUGGCAAUUUGAGCACCACAGCUGUCUUGGACUCAGGCGCAUCCAGCACACUCUCAGUCAGCGUUAACGCAACGACUACAGACCCGCUUACCACGCUCGCUCCGACCGCACCCGUCACUGUGGACGCCAAUGCCACGACCAUUUCCAGCACUGCCACUGGCGUGUCCAGCACGCCUUCGGUCAGUGUGAACGGCACGACGUCCGAUCUUCUCAGCAGUGUCACGUCGACCGCACCGACCAACGGCAAUGCGAGCACCAUUGCGAGCCUGGUUACGGACUCUGGUGCAUCCGCCACACCAUCUGUCAGCGCCAACUCGACAGACUCUACAACGUCCGACCUGGCUUCUGCCACACCGUCAGUCAGCGCCAACGUCACCGAGGUCGCUCCAUCAAGCACUGUCUCUGCGACACCAUCGGUCAGCGCGAAUGUCACUGAGGCCGCUCCAUCAAGCACAGUCUCUGCCACACCGUCAAUCAGCUCCAAUUCUACUGCGGCAACAACUGCAACUGCCACCCAAGCUUUUGCGAGCAACAUUCUACGCAAUCAGCUGUGA
Baudoinia panamericana UAMH 10762 is the source of this 2944-nucleotide messenger RNA. RefSeq lists its product as uncharacterized. The record is from RefSeq and is a predicted model, not a curated record. The coding region runs from base 434 to 2944 and encodes 836 amino acids. The transcript is spliced from 3 exons. NCBI's taxonomy places the organism in Eukaryota, Fungi, Ascomycota, Dothideomycetes, Mycosphaerellales, Teratosphaeriaceae.